This is a messenger RNA of Closterium sp. Naga37s-1, 1617 nucleotides long. The record is from the annotation of a GenBank genome assembly. NCBI's taxonomy places the organism in Eukaryota, Viridiplantae, Streptophyta, Zygnematophyceae, Desmidiales, Closteriaceae.
AUGGCUGUGCGCUGGCACGGAGUGGUCCCACCUUUUGCCACGCGUCCUCGUCCUUUGCGAAUUUCAAGGGGUGCCCGCUCCUUGCUGGCAGCCUCGUUUGCCACCUGGGCCUCUGAUUCGCCCACCUGUGCGUUUGCCUCCCUUGUGUCCCGUCCUUGUCUGUGUCCACGUCGCCGACCUCCUUCCUCGUUUUUGGGAACCCCAUCCUCCGCCUCGACCGAGAUCUCCUCUGACUCUGCCUCUUGUUCCUCCAUAUAUUCUGACCCCUCCUCCUCUGCCGGUUCAUUCAUUGGUUCAUCUUCAGUUUGUUCUGGCCUCUCGUGUCUUUCCCGCCAGUUCCCAGAUCUGGCCUUCUCCCGUGCUACUGCUCUCGCCAGCUCACCCACGCGCCCGUCCCUGCCCCGGCCUCGCCCCCGGCCUCUUGUGGCCGCUCUUGUCGCCGCGUUUCGCGGCUGUUGGCCCGCGGCUUGUUCGUCCGCUCUCUCUUGCAGCGCCCUCUGCCGGCUUGUUCCUGCCCUCCUCCGUCGUUUUGCACGUUCGCGGCGGGAGUGCGUGGUGGGGUAUCCUGCUGUUCCCAAUCCGCCAGAGGCCCAGGGCGGGCUGGCGCCAGUCCUACUCGAGCACAAGGGGGCCGGGACCCCCUCUCGUCCUCGUGAGCCAGUGUACCGAUCGCCCCGCGGGCGGACUCAUCCGCAUCUGAGGGCCCGUCGUGGUUCCUUUCGUCCUUGCCGGCCUCCCCGCCCGCCGCCUGCUCUUCAGCGACAGAUUGUGGGGCCGCAUCUCCAGCCGCGCUCUCCUCUGGUGUCUCAACCACAUCCUCCACUGCCUCGACCCACGCUGUCUCAGCACUCCUCUCAGCAGCAGUCGUCCGGGCCUGCUGCAUCGUCCCUUCCGCUGGCUCAGCCCCCGCCGCCGUCCGAUCCGCCGCUGUCGGCGUCGACCUCUCACCCGCCUCCUCCUCCGCUGUCCCCGCCGACGUUGUCCUCGGAUGGGGCAGCUCUCGUGCCCCCCCUACCCGAUCCGUCGCUUGUUGCUGCCGAUCCCCCUUCUGAGCUUCCACAGCGGCAGCACCCCCUCGUUCCCCACGAUCCCGCCCCUGUCGCUCGUUUCCCUCUGCCCCGAGCGCUGUCUCCUGAGCUUCUGCCCGACGCCCCUCAUCCUGAGGACGACGAGAAGUGGUGGAACGGUGAGCUGUGGGAAUCUCCUCCUCAGUCCGGGACGACGUGGGGUCGGGAUUGGGAGAUUCGGUCCGACUUCGUCCUUGAUGUCCUCUGUUGGGAGCAUCGCAUGAUUGGCGUUGGCGAGUGCCUCUCCCACGUGGCGACAGCGCUGGAGCAGCUGCAUGCUGGUCUGGAGUCGCGGAACGUCGUGCUGCGGGAUCCCCAGCUGACCGAGGAGCAGCAGGGUGUUGUACGUGCGGCUGCGGCGCAGGGCUUGUGGCGGCUGCUCCGCUUGCCCCUUGAGUUCGAGCACCCUGACGAGAACGAGGGGCUGAGCGCGAGGGCUUUCCGCAGGGUCGCCACGGCUGCCGAAGAGGAGCCCCUGCAGCUUGUGCCUGCGCUCGCGUCCUUGCUCCGCCGGAUCCCCCGGCGUUUUUACGUGUUGAACCACGUUUAG